Lasiodiplodia theobromae is the source of this 1563-nucleotide messenger RNA. Its product is annotated as Amino acid permease. Gene Ontology annotation, biological process: amino acid transmembrane transport. Lineage: Eukaryota; Fungi; Ascomycota; Dothideomycetes; Botryosphaeriales; Botryosphaeriaceae. The coding region runs from base 1 to 1563 and encodes 520 amino acids. The record is from RefSeq and is a predicted model, not a curated record. Gene Ontology annotation, cellular component: membrane. The transcript is spliced from 5 exons. Gene Ontology annotation, molecular function: amino acid transmembrane transporter activity.
AUGUCGUCCGACAAAAAGACCGAUUCCAACGAUGCAGAUAACGGGCUUAAACCGAUGCAGUCAGUCGGACAGGGGGAGGUUGAACAAUUAGGUGAUGGAGAGGGCUCAGUCAAGCCUGUGAAUCCAGCUAGGGAGGAGACCGGGCUCAAGAGGGACCUGGCGCAGAGGCACCUUAUGAUGCUUGCCAUUGGGGGCGUCAUCGGGCCAGGUUACUUCGUGGGCAUGGGCACAGGUCUGUCCACAGCCGGCCCUGCAGGCCUGCUUAUCUGCUUCGCAACAGUUGGCGCUCUUCUCUGGGCUGUCAUGCAGUGCCUUGGAGAACUGGCGGCGUUCUUGUCAACCCCAGGAUCGUUCACGGAUUACACCGCUCGCUUCAUCGACCCGGCAUUUGGCUUUGCGUUGGGUUGGAACUACUGGUUUCUGUGGGCUGGAAUUCUCAUGGCCGAAUACAAUAAUCUGAGCCUGGUACUCGGAUUCUGGCAGUCAGCUAUGCCAACAUGGGGCUGGGUGCUUGUAUUCUGGUUCAUCUUCCUAUCAUUCACCUUCCUCGGCGUCUACACAUUCGGCGAAGCAGAAUUCUGGCUCUCCGCCGCCAAACUCCUCUUCAUCGCAGCCUUCUUCCUCUGCGCCAUCCUCAUAUCCAGCGGCGCCAUCGGCGGCGAGAAGAUCGGCUUCAAAUUCUACAAAGACCCGGGCGCCUUCGCCGACGGCGCCAAGGGCGUCUUCAAGAUCUUCGUCUUCGCAGCCCUGCAAUACAGCGGCACGGAAAUGGUCGGGCUGACGGCGGGCGAGUCCGCCAAUCCCGUCCGCGACAUCCCCAAGGCCAUCCGGACUGUCUUCUACCGCAUCCUGAUCAUCUUCGUCGGCGGCAUCUUCUUCCUAACGAUAACCGUCCCCUACAACGACCCGAACCUCCUGUCCGCCGGCAGCAAAACCGCGCGCAGCCCCUUCGUCAUCGCCUUCACGCGCGUCGGCGCGACGGCGGGCGCGCACGUCGUCAACGCCGUCAUCCUCGUGACCAUCCUGUCCGCCGUCAACGGCGCGCUGUACGUCGGCUCGCGCACGCUGGUCGGGCUGGCGCAACAGCACCAGGCGCCGCAGCUGUUCCGCUGGACCAACGCACGCGGCGUGCCCGUGCCGGCGCUGGUCGUGACGAACGCGACGGGCUUCCUGUCGCUGCUCAACCUGUCGUCGGGCGCGGGCGAGAUCUACACGUGGAUCGUCAGCAUCACCGGCGUGUCGACCUUCAUCACGUGGGGGGCCAUCUGCGCGUGCCAGAUCCGGCUGCGGCGGGCGAUGCGCGCGCAGGGCGUGCCGCUGGAGGACUUGCCGUUCCGCGCGCAGUGGGACGGAUUCACGCCGUGGUUCGGGCUGGGGCUGUCGGUGUUUUUUAUCUUCUUUCAGGGCUGGACGGCGUUUGCGCCGUGGGAUGCGGAGACUUUCGUCAUGAAUUACGUGACCAUCGCCAUCUUUAUCACCUUGGCGGUGAGUUGGAAGGUGUUGAAGAAAUCGAAGUGGGCGAGGAGUGAGAGCGCGGAUCUCUGGACGGGCCGGAGGUGUUGA